UCUAAAUCAACUCUUCAGUUUUGCAUAUGCUUGGUCUACAGUUGACCAAUUCUUCUCCCGAAAAUCAUCUUUAAAACCAUCCUUUUAGCUAAUUCUUUGAUUGCACAAGAAAAUCAUUCUCCAAAACAAAGGAUUUCCUGUUUUGAAUGCUCUGCAAUUCGAUACAGAGCACAAACAAACAGCAUUAAAGCAGAUUUUAUAGAGAAAAAUGUUUUCAGGCUCUGUGAAAAUAGACGAGAAAGGAAAGAAGAAAAAUUUCACAGACUCGGAUGGAUCACCUUUGCGAUCGGGCAAUUCGAAGGCGUCGCAGGGCGCGAGUUCGAAACCCGUGCUGAGCCGUUUGCCGAAAAUGGUGUCAAUCAUAACAGGCUGUCACAUGGCUCCACUCAGUCCAGGCAGAGACUAUGGCUGUAGACAUAACAGACCAGGAGGCUUUCGAUGCCACACUUAUUUGAUUCCCAAAGAAGCCAUGGAAAAGAAGGAUGAUCGCGGGUUCGAACCUCUGGAGCCGACGUCUCCCAAGGUGUCGUGUAUCGGGCAAGUGAAGAAGAAAAAACAGGCCCUCGAGGCAAAGCAAAGAUGGAGGAGGUCUCAGGAUCGACCCCGGCUGCUGUCACAAACCAGGCCCCUUAUAACGCGUCGCGGCCCUAAAUUUUCCAAGAUGAAAUCUUUUUUCUCCGGCAAGAAAGUGACGGAAUCGGCCUUUUGCGAGUCUCCAGAGAUUGAUGUAACUAAUUGCCCUUCCCUAGGGCAAAUGAAACGGUUUUCCUCCGGUAGGCGGUGCGAUGCACUGGAAAAUGUUUGCAGAGAUUCACAGAAAUUGACAGAAAAAUGUAGUGAUGAAAAGAUCGAUGCAAAUUUAUCGCCUGUGAUGUUUUAUUCAGGGCCUCUGAUAAAUGAAAGGCCAAAGACUGAAAUUAAUUUGUGGAAGCGCCGUUCUAUUGCGCCGCCCAUGGCUUUGAAUCUCUCAGCUUCUCAUGGAUUGGAGACCAGAAUUCCUUUAACGACAUGAUUGUAGGAAUUUUGUUUAUUUUUUUUAUUUUUUACUAUUUCUAGAGAGACGCUUCUUUUGUGAGCUGUUAAAAUUUGUAUAGCGACUUGUUCAUUCAAUUGGCUUGUAAUGAGGAAUAUUAAUAUGUUGAACUUUA
Messenger RNA from Cryptomeria japonica (Japanese cedar), 1148 nucleotides. RefSeq lists its product as uncharacterized. Bases 209 to 1012 code for a protein of 267 amino acids. Lineage: Eukaryota; Viridiplantae; Streptophyta; Pinopsida; Cupressales; Cupressaceae. The transcript has a single exon. The record is from RefSeq and is a predicted model, not a curated record.